This is a messenger RNA of Hippocampus comes (tiger tail seahorse), 3532 nucleotides long. It is a transcript of the gene ncapg2, whose product is annotated as non-SMC condensin II complex, subunit G2. The record is from RefSeq and is a predicted model, not a curated record. The transcript is spliced from 27 exons. Gene Ontology annotation, cellular component: nucleus; condensin complex. Bases 116 to 3529 code for a protein of 1137 amino acids. Gene Ontology annotation, biological process: mitotic sister chromatid segregation. Lineage: Eukaryota; Metazoa; Chordata; Actinopteri; Syngnathiformes; Syngnathidae.
ACGUGAUAGGUCGUAUGAAUUUGCGCGGGCCCGUACCUGGCCGCUGGUCUGACAACUGCUUACCAGAUAAUCGCGAAAAAAAGCGAACAAAAGAGGAUGAUAGCUGAGCGUUUGAAUGUAUUACGACUCCAAGACAAAUACUAGUCGGAGAGUAGUACGCGACAACAUGACAAAGCGUGAGGCUUUCGUUGAAGCCGCCUGUCAAGAAAAUGUGGACGAUUUCCUUCGGCUAAUCCAACUUCACAAGGACAGAUCGGAUCCUUUUGACAUUGAGGAGGUGAUGGAGGAGAUGUCCAAGAAUCAGCGUGAGGCUCUGUGGCUAAAACUGGCCUCUCUCCUUCGGGAUGUCCUUAUGGAGGUGCCCCCGGAACGUUGGGAGGAGGCUAUGGAUGUGGAAACCAAACAUGUCAUGGACAUCGUAGCAGGUGUGACUCUCGUGGCCACCGUAUCUCUAAAGGUUCUGCAAGACGGCGACGCCUACCAUGGACUUCUUGAUAUUACCCACCAGCUUCACGAUGUUCUGGUGUCAUUUCCCAUGACCGAGGCUCACUUAAUGCUCCACAUCCACACGCUGUGCGAGGCCUGGUGGAAGAAAGACUUGCUGGAUAAAGAUACGUUUGGCCACACAGCUUUGGUCAUUACUUUGAAAAAGAGCUUCCUUUUGAAGAAACCGUACGCCGAGGUCCAAAGAGCGUGGAGCCUCCACAAGGUGCUCUCAAAUGUGGACUACAUGUCUGAGGAGGGCCAACAGCUGGGCGAGCAGCUGGCGCGGUGUUUCCAACAUCCCGCCAUCAUCAGUCUUGACGACGGCAAGAGGUUGAUGGUGUUUCUCUUCAGCUGGCACGUCGACUUCAUCCCGCGCAUCCACGGCACCAUCAAAAAUCAGAUGGAGUUCUUUAACAAAAUGACCAUGGCACAUGUGGCGGAGAUCUACUUCCGAGCCUGGAAAAAGGCCAGCGACAACUUUCAGGAGAAGAUCGAAAGCGAGUGCAUCCAGGACUUCAUGAAGUGUGCCAUCCUGUUGCAGAGGUCGUCACCCGUCCACCGCAAAGUCCAACAGAUCAUCUUCCACUUCCACAAGAAGAAAAUCUGCCGCCCAGUGGGAAAGAUGCUCAGUGUCCUCUACAAGCCCAUUCUUUGGAAGUAUCUCAACGUCCCGAAUUUUGAGGUCCGCACCAACGCCACAGUGCUGUUCACCGAUGCCUUCCCCAUCGUUGACCCUGAUAAGGAAAUCGAAGUGGACCUUCAAAAGCAGCUAGACACACUCAUGGUCCUGCUGUUUGACAAACACGACGUUGUGCGCUGCAACGCCAUUCAGGGCGUCUGCAAGAUCCUCGACAGGUGCUGGGAGUUGCUACCACCGGACGUUAUCGUGGACUUCUUGAAGAAAUUAAAAGACCUGGCGGGUGACUGCAGCUCAGACGACGUCCGCUGUGCCGUCUUCACGUAUCUGCGCAUUGUCCUGGACAACGUCCUCAGCCAUCCCGUGCUGGAGAAGCUGGUGCCCAAAUUCAAGUACAGCCUCCACGACAUUUCCGUGAAGGUCCGCGUGGCUUUUGUCGACAUGCUCCUCAAGAUCAAGGCGGUCCGUGCGGCCAAGUUCUGGGAUGUGUGCAGCCUGGACCACCUCGUGGCCCGCCUGGCCUCGGACACGGCGCACGUGUCCAAGCGCCUCACCGAACUGCUCUUCGACUCCUUCUUCCCCGCCGACGCCGAGUCGAACUGGUGCAGCCGCUGCAUCACCCUCAUCCAGAUGAACCCCAUGGCAGCCCGCAAGUUUUACCUAUACGCUCACAUGCACACCGCCCCAACAAAUAUAGUGAAAUUGAUGCUGGCCAUCCGCCGUGUCCUGAAUUCAAGCAUCCAGAGCGAUGGUGACGACGCGGAGCUUAACGACAGCAGCAAGGAAAACCGGAUGCCUCAGGGUGAGAAUCAACUGGCACUGGAGAAGGAUGUGGUGGCCAGUCUGCUGGAGGUGGUGGUUGUCCUGUGGAAGAACGUCGACAGGACCCUCCAGCAAAGUGACGAAACCCAGAAGUACCUGUAUGCCCAGUUUGGUCGAGUCUUGAGCAAAUACUUCAGCAAAUUCACGGAUGAGCGAUGCCAAGCUCCCCUCAUGCAAAUGGCAUCCUUCAUGCCUGCCAAUGCGGUGGCAACAUUUAGCUACGGCGUGCUGUCUCGUCUGAGGAAGUUGGAACCUGGAGCCCCGCCCUCGGCGUACAGCCAGCUGCUGGACUGCAUGUGCAGUUGGGGCAAGACCGCCGGCGUCCUGGAGCUCAUCAUCGAUUGGCUUUCCGAAGCCCUGCCCGAGAAUCAAGUGGUAAAUGCCAAGCGGAAGGUGACCAUCCAGGUGACGGCGGAGGCUAAGCCAGAGCUGGCGCUGGCCUACUUGGACUAUCUGCUGCUUCACCGGUCCACGCGAAACAAAGUCCUGGCUCUCAGAGAGGGUCCACUCAAGCGUCUCUACACACUUCUUGGAAACUGGAAGUCGCAGCUGUACUCUCACCUCAGCUCUUCCUCUGGGGGCCCAGCCGGCGCAGAACUAGCCCUCAAGGCCUUCACCUCCCAUGGCUGUCUUAGCGUGCACUUGCAACACGACCUGUCCGACGGCCGCGAGUAUCUGCAGUCGCUGGAGCACACGGCCGCAUGGGUGGGCGAGAGCGUGCUGCCCUUCCUGGCCAACGGUCCUCCGGGAGAUGCCGGUGACGAGGCGGAGAGUUUGAGAGCCUUCGCGGCGGAAAUAACUAAGACCUUCCUGACGGUGUGCAGAGACGCGGUGCUCUGUUUGGAUGACAGUGGCUUGAAGGAUCACGUCCUGCACCUGUGCUCGCUUGUCAUACUCUCAGAAGCGGGAUACCUGUGCAUUCCCGCCGUGCUGCUGGUUCUGAAAGCGUUGAUGGCAAGUUCCUCCCCGGUCGACCGCAAACCGGCUGGAGACGAGCGGGAUGCUGCCACCAAGUGUCUGGUGGCGGUAGCCAACAUAUUCCAGAAGGUGAUCGAACUCUUGGCUCGCCGACUUAAGAAAAAGCCGGAAGAGAGUAAAGAGCUGUGUCAGUCAGCUUUGGGUGGUCUCACCGACUUCCUGCAUGAGGCUCAAGUCUGUAACAUCAGCGGCGUCUUUGACACCCUUUUCGCCAUCGUCAUCGUGGAGACAAGAUACGCUCUCCAGAAGAUGACACACCCCGAAGAAGUUAUGACUCCAGAGACCGUGCAAGACUUGCCCGCUCUUUCCGGCACCCUCCUGUCUGCCAUCCUCAAGUCGCAGCCUGUUACCAGGGCUUUUUUGGCUGAGAUUCUCUCCUCGUUGGACUCUGACACUUUCAGCACUCUGACUGAGCUGGCCGCUGUUGUCCACCUCCUGGCGGCCCUGCGACACGUGGCACAGGCCAGUACGUACUUGAAGAGAGCCGCCAUAACCGUGCAGCAGCAGAUAAAUGCACAUGCAAAUGUAGAGGGUGAUAUCCAAGGGGUCAUUUAUCAAUCUUCUGUGAUGACGCUGAAUGAAAUCUUGACACUCUGGGCGGACUGAAAG